Sarcophilus harrisii (Tasmanian devil) is the source of this 2285-nucleotide messenger RNA. Its product is annotated as lysophosphatidic acid receptor 6. Gene Ontology annotation, biological process: positive regulation of Rho protein signal transduction; phospholipase C-activating G protein-coupled receptor signaling pathway. Lineage: Eukaryota; Metazoa; Chordata; Mammalia; Dasyuromorphia; Dasyuridae. The transcript has 4 exons. Bases 647 to 1336 code for a protein of 229 amino acids. Gene Ontology annotation, cellular component: membrane. The record is from RefSeq and is a predicted model, not a curated record. Gene Ontology annotation, molecular function: G protein-coupled receptor activity.
CUGAAGGACUAACCCCGCCCCACACUUUGCCUGUGGCAGUGGUCCCAUUGACUACACCCUUGGCAUAGUCCAUCAUGGAUACAACUCGGUGUGUCAGAACCUUCAAAAGGCAGUUGAACCCAAGCUUUAACUUGUCCGGAAAUUUAGACUGCAUUACCACAGAGGAGGGCUUCAGUCUUCAGUUCCUCAUGGAAACUUGAAGACAAUUAGCUGUACAGUGAGGAUAGAAGGAUUACCUCCUCCAGAUUGCAUAAAGGCUUAUUAACAGUUAUGAUUCACAUAUUUCUUAUGAAAUCUGCCGUUGGGCAUAGAGCCUACAGACUCCUUAUGGUGCAGUCUAGAUAAACAGCAUACUCAAGGUCCACAAUUAAAUACAUUUCCAGGAAGAAGAAAGAUUAAGUGAUUUUGGCCCUGGUGCCAUUUGGCUCCAUGUAACACUAGUGAAGAGAACGGGGCUGGCUCACCAUUCCAACUCAACAGAUCCUGCUUGCCUUAUAUCACCAACAUUCCAGACACGGCUCUUCUUUACAACUAGAUAAUGAAAAGAACCCUGCAUUGGGAGUAGGAAGACUCACAUUCGGAUGACUGUUUUGUCACUUUUUAGCUGGGUGAGCUUCGAUAUCUCCCCUCCACUCCCACGUUAUUGAUGGCCUCAGGACUGAUGAAUCUUUUCCACUUCCGAGGGUUCACCAAGCGAGAUCAUAUGAAAGAUCUCCGCAGGUAUUUGGUGUUCAAAUACAUCCAGUAUCUCAUCUUGCCAUCUCCCAACACCAUCAUCAGCUUGUUGGGCCUGUGUGCUAGUUUGUAUGUCCUUCUGCUCCUGAUGUCUCCCAACAUUUCCAGGAAAUCCACGGUGGUAUUUAUUCAUAAUGUGGCCCAGGCAGACAUCUUGGUGGGGUUUAGUAUGUUUGCCAUGAUCCAGGACACCUCCCGUGGUGAAAGAUCAUCAUGUUCUUUUCAGAUGAGCCUAUGGCAAAACUUCCAGACCGCAAAUGCCCAUAUCAGCUCCCUUUUGCUCAGCUGUGUGAGUCUGGAAGCCUUUCUGAUCACAUUCCUGCCAGCUGAGACCCGCCACAUAAGAACCAUCAGAUAUGCUAAGGUGGCUUCUAAGUUCAUCUGGAUUUCUGUCAUCGCCGAGUGUAUUGUUUAUCAGCUGGAGUGCUUAAAGGAUGUCGAUGUCACUUCUUUGGGUGUACCCAAGCACACUUUAAUGCUGCUUAACUUCUGCAACACAGCUGCCAUGCUCUUGAAGUUAUUAAUUUAUCCCAUUGGUUUACUCUUACGAAUCAUCAAUGUGUAUCUCUUUUACAAGAUAUUCUUCAGCAGGUUACCUUGAAGUGAUUCAAAGAGACCUUGGAAUGCUCAGUGACUAGGCAGAGGAAGAGAUUUGUGCAUAUGAUCUGUAAAUUGAGACUUAGAAGAAUGUUGAGGGAUGUCUGGCCUUAGUAAUUGGUUCUUAUUGGGUGUUUAUUAUGUAUUGCUUUAUAUCAAAGAGCAUGUGAAAAGUGUAGAGACUGUUCUGGAAGAGUUCACAGGCACUAGGGACUAUGAGGGGAUAAAGAUAAUGAGUAAUGAGGGCCUGUCCCCAAAGAGCUAACAGUGUGCUUAGGGAGACAAGACGAACAUAAAGCAGAAUAAACAAAGGGGGGACAGUAGAAUCACAAGCUACUCAUUAUUCACAUGAUUUUAGCUAAGUCACUUCUUCUGUGUAGGACUCUGAGGGAAUGGAUCCUUUCAGUUCUGACAUUCUGUGACAUCUUGAAUAAAUGAUAUAAACAUAAAGUGCUACAGACUCUCAAAGGAAGGCUGAAAGAGAAUUUGAUUUCUCAGGUGGGCAGGGAAGGCCUGGGUGAGGAAAUGAGGGGAUGUGAGCCAGGGUUGAAGGCCAAGCUGGUUACUCUUGGCUCUCUUGACCAAGUGGAAGUUGGUACAAGCCUACACUUACAGUUGCCUAGUGCUCUUUGAGAAAUUCUUGAUACAAAUUGGACUCAGGGAAGUAGUUCUCCUUUAAUUUCCUCUAUCUAACAUUUCUGGUGGUUGAAUCUUAAGGUGCUUCAAGCGGGCAUGCUAGGUUGGAUCUAUAUGAAACAAAUAUAUUAUUUGUUCUACCUUCUUUUUGUCUUCUUGCUUUAUCUAUGUGGUUAGUAAGUAGUAGUUUAAAUUUUUCUAGAGUUUGAAGGUUUGUAAAGUACUUUACAUAUGAUAUCUCAAUUGAUCUUCAAAACAGCCCUGACAUAUAAGAAUUGAAGGGUGAUUGCCACCAUUUUAUGAUUAAAAAAAAAAAA